Messenger RNA from Cebus imitator (Panamanian white-faced capuchin), 2154 nucleotides. It is a transcript of the gene GPR83, whose product is annotated as G protein-coupled receptor 83. NCBI's taxonomy places the organism in Eukaryota, Metazoa, Chordata, Mammalia, Primates, Cebidae. Gene Ontology annotation, molecular function: neuropeptide Y receptor activity. Bases 264 to 1532 code for a protein of 422 amino acids. Gene Ontology annotation, cellular component: membrane. The transcript is spliced from 4 exons. Gene Ontology annotation, biological process: neuropeptide signaling pathway. The record is from RefSeq and is a predicted model, not a curated record.
GAGAGACGCCGCGCUGCCCAAUAGGCGGAGGCGCUUCCUAGCAGCCUGGUGGGAGCAGAGAUAGAAAAGUGCUCCAACAAGCCCCGAGCUGGCGUGCCGAGCGCGGGCUGGUGGCUGGCGGCGCGGUGCUCCGCGGGUCCGGGCUCCCUGGUCCGCAGGACCACCCUGCGCGCUCUGCGCCCUGAACCCCGGCUGUGCACUCGGAGCCCGGCGGGCAGGGACGCCGGCCCGCAGGCUCCCAGGGGAGGGGUGGCUCCUGCAAAAUGGUCCCUCACCUGGUGCUGCUCUGCCUCCUCCCCUUGGUGCGAGCCACCGAGCCCCACGAGGGCCGGGACGACGAACAGAGCCUCGAGGCGGCCCUGGGCGUGGCCAACGCCUCGCACUUCUCCUGGAACAACUACACCCUCUCGGACUGGCAGAACUUUGUGGGCAGGAGACGCUACGGCGCCGAGUCCCAGAACCCCACGGUGAAAACCCUGCUCAUCGUGGCUUACUCCUUCAUCAUCGUCUUCUCACUCUUUGGCAACGUCCUGGUCUGUCAUGUCAUCUUCAAGAACCAGCGAAUGCACUCGGCCACCAGCCUCUUCAUCGUCAACCUGGCGGUCGCCGACAUCAUGAUCACACUGCUCAACACCCCCUUCACUUUGGUUCGCUUUGUGAACAGCACGUGGGUGUUUGGGAAGGGCAUGUGCCACGUCAGCCGCUUUGCCCAGUACUGCUCCCUGCACGUCUCGGCACUGACGCUGACAGCCAUUGCAGUGGACCGCCACCAGGUCAUUAUGCAUCCCUUGAAACCCCGGAUCUCAAUCACAAAGGGUGUCAUCUACAUCGCUGUCAUCUGGACCAUGGCUACGUUCUUUUCACUCCCACACGCUAUCUGCCAGAAAUUAUUUACCUUCAAAUACAGCGAGAAUGUUGUGCGCUCCCUCUGCCUGCCAGACUUCCCUGAGCCAGCUGACCUCUUCUGGAAGUACCUGGACUUGGCCACCUUCAUCCUACUCUACAUCCUGCCCCUCCUCAUCAUCUCUGUGGCCUACGCUCGUGUGGCCAAGAAACUGUGGCUGUGUAACACGAUUGGCGAUGUGACCACAGAGCAGUACCUUGCCCUGCGGCGCAAAAAGAAGAAGACCAUCAAGAUGUUGAUGCUGGUGGUAGUCCUCUUUGCCCUCUGCUGGUUCCCCCUCAACUGCUACGUCCUACUCUUGUCCAGCAAGGUCAUCCGCACCAACAACGCCCUCUACUUUGCCUUCCACUGGUUUGCCAUGAGCAGCACCUGCUACAACCCCUUCAUAUACUGCUGGCUGAACGAGAACUUCAGGAUUGAGCUAAAGGCAUUACUGAACAUGUGCCAAAGACCUCCCAAGCCUCAGGAAGAGAGGCCGCCCUCCCCGGUUCCUUCUUUCAGGGUGGCCUGGACAGAGAAGAGUGAUGGCCAGAGGGCUCCCCUCACCAAUAACCUCCUGCCCACGUCCCAACUCCAGUCUGGGAAGACGGAUCUGUCAUCUGUGGAACCCAUUGUGACGAUGAGUUAGAGGAGGUAGGAAAGAGGCAAUGGGAGGGGUCUAUCUCCAUCUGAGGCAGAGAAAGAGAACCUGUUCUCACACAUGAUCUUGAGAGUGCUGGAAACACACUCCUGCAGAAGCUGUAGGACUCUUCACUUCCUAGGAAACUGUCUAGCCUCCUAGCCCCAUGUGAUGUGAAAACUAAAAGGCACCACCAACUAGACAUGUGUUCAUAAAUUCCCAUCUAAGACAUACCACACUUGGAGGUAUAGCAGCCUGGAUCUCUGAGGAAGUGGACGGUGGACAACUUUGGCCCAGAUAGGGGCUGAAUCAUUCAACUGCCUCCAUCUGUGAGGCAGCUGCUGCCUUACAGCCUUCCCUACUGCUGAGCAUCCAAAAGGGAGACCUGAAUCAUACUUUGGGUAUGGUGACCCAGAUGCACAGAGCUCUGCUUGAAACAGGUGCACAGGCCAGGGAAAUGCCAGCAAGCCAGAGCUGGCAUGGAGAUUUUCAUGCCUCACUUUCUGGAGUCACUGGGCCAUGAAGAAUCACAAGUCUUCAGUGGCCUACCAAUAUCCAGACAAGAAAGGACCAACUUGGGUUCCUUAAAACAAAGGGAAAUUAUUAUUGCCACUUAGAAAAAUUCAGAAAA